AUGACGGAAUUACUUAACAAGAUUAAAAACAGCGUUCCUCCAAAACAGAAAACGAGUUUGACUCAGAGCGACUUGCAGCAUUGGGGUUUAAAAGGGAUCCAGUUGAGGGCCUACCAGCUGGAUGGCGUCCAAUGGCUGACUCAGUGCCUGAAGAACCAACAGGGAUGCAUCCUUGGAGAUGAGAUGGGCUUGGGGAAAACUUGCCAAACUAUCUCACUACUCGUGUACAUGUCAGGGGCACUUGAUGUCAAAGGUCCAUUUUUGGUGCUUAGCCCGCUUUCUGUCAUGGAGAACUGGAGGAGUGAACUGGAGCGCUUUGCACCAACUUUGACUGUGUUGUGCUACAAGGGAGACAAAGACAGACGAGCUGAGAUUCAAGGGGACAUGUCGGAUUUCCAUGUUCUGCUCACUACAUAUGAGCUCUGCCUUAAAGACGCUUCCUUCCUGAGACGGUGGAAGUGGAAGGUUCUAGUUGUGGAUGAGGCUCACCGUCUCAAGAACCAGAACUCCCUGCUCCGCAAAACCCUGAUGGAGUUCUCAGUGGGUUUCCGGGUUCUGCUGACCGGCACGCCCAUCCAGAACAACCUACUAGAGCUCUACUCGCUGCUUAGUUUCAUCCAGCCGAAUGUCUUCUUGGCGGAUGGUGGUGACGGCUUUACCCGCUCUUACGCCGAUGUGCAGAGUCGACCGGCACUUGCUGCCGAUCUCCAGAGCGUCCUGGAGCCCUUUCUGCUCCGCCGGGUCAAGUCCGAGGUUGCUGUGGACCUGCCCAAGAAGACUGAAGUGGUGGUGUAUCACGGCAUGUCUGCACUGCAGAAAAAAUACUACAAAGCCCUCUUGAUGAAAGAUUUUGAGGCUUUUGGCAACGAACAAAGCAAUAAGACUCGUCUGCUCAAUAUUCUAAUUCAGCUGAGGAAGUGUGUUGAUCACCCGUAUCUUUUUGAUGGAGUGGAGCCAGAGCCGUUUGAGAUGGGGGAACAUUUGAUUGAAGCCAGUGGGAAACUCUGCCUCUUGGAUAGCAUGUUGGCUUACCUGCAACAAGGCGGCCAUCGAGUUCUGCUCUUCUCCCAGAUGACCAGAAUGCUAGACAUCCUUCAGGACUACAUGGAGUACAGAGGUUUCAGCUACGAGCGUCUGGACGGCUCGGUCCGCGGCGAAGAACGUAACCUGGCGGUGAAGAACUUCAGCAGCCAGGACAUUUUUGUCUUCCUGCUCAGCACCAAAGCAGGAGGGGUUGGGAUGAACCUGACAAGUGCGGACACAGUGAUUUUUAUGGAUAGCGACUUCAACCCACAGAAUGACCUGCAAGCGGCCGCGCGCUGCCACCGGAUUGGCCAGCACAGGCCAGUGAAGGUGGUCCGCCUGCUGGCUCGAGAUACUGUGGAGGAGAUCAUGUACUCUCGCGCCGUCUCCAAACUUGAACUCACCAACACGGUGAUUGAGGAGGGACGUUUCUCAUUGCUGGAGCGCGCUCAGUCCGCGGCGGCGGGACUACACCUCAGCGAAAUUCUGAAGUUCGGCGUGGACAAGCUGCUGUCUUCCGAAGAGAGUUCUAUCCAGGACGUGAAACUUGAAAAGAUCCUCGGCACCUCACAUGACGGUUGCUGGACAGUCGAUCGAGACGACGUUGACGAAGAACCAUCCUCCUUGCUAGAGGAGGAAGACGGCGACUCGGAAGCUGACAGGCAGAAUCACAUGUACUGCUUUGAGGGCAAAGACUACAGCAAGGAUCCCAGCUCAGAAGAUCAGAAAAGCUUCGAGCGCAUGUUGGAGGAACAAUUCGCCGAACUCCAGAAAACCGGCUUGGAAGGACGGAGUCUACGAAACAAAACUGACGCGUCGCCGGCAACAGCACUUAGUUUCCCGACUAGAAAGCGACGUCCUCUGACAGAGGAGGAGCUAGAACUUCGGCGCCGGAAGCGGCAAGAGGCAGCGGCCAAGCGGGCAAAAUACGAGGCGGAUGCUAAGAAGAAGCAAGAGGAGCACAAGUACAAGAAAAAGAUGGCGUGGUGGGCGUCAAGUGGCUACAGAUCUUGCUGUCUGAAGCGUGUGGACAGCGAAGAGGAUGAGGAAGAAGAGGAGGAAGAAGACGGUGGCAGUAUGAGCUCAACCGAGUCGGACAGCGGCGCCAUCAAUUAUGUCUUGGGAGAUGUGACGCAUCCUCACGCCGCACGUGGGGACGCCAUUAUCGUUCACUGUGUCGAUGACUCUGGCCGUUGGGGGAAGGGAGGUUUGUUCACGGCUCUGGAGGUGCGGUCGGAUGAACCCCGGCGGCAGUACGAGUUGGCGGGAGAGAUGGACGACUUGGACCUCGGAAGCGUGCUGUUUUUUCCCAUCCAUGACAAACAGUCCCGACUGGACGGGAACGAUCACCUGGCGCUCAUCGUCGCACAACAGCGAGACAGAGCCAACAAGUUGUCGGGAAUCUUUCUGACAGCGCUGGACGAAGGCCUGAGGAAGAUUUACACCGAAGCCAAACACAAGAAAGCCGGUGUGCACCUGCCCCGCAUCGGACACGCCACCAAGGGCUUCAACUGGUAUGGGACGGAGAGGCUGAUCCGGAAACAUUUGGCUUCCAGAGGCAUCCCCACCUUCAUAUACUAUCACGAUCGCGGUGCCAAAAACACGGUCGCCGCUGCGUCGGCUUCCUCCUCAGACUUGGGGUCUCGCGGCUCGAACGCCGCCCACCUAGAUGACCUGGAAGCAGCAGGCCCUUCUACGUCCGGCUCCCCCGAGCUGCCGUCUUUCAUGAGGGGCGUCCACGUCUUUUUCUACAACCUGACUGCUACUGACAGGAAGAAGUUGGCACGUUACCUCAUCACUUAUGACGGCGAUGAAGAAGAAGUGAUGAGCGGAGAGGUCACCCACAUUGUUGCCGAAGUGGAGCAUGAGGUCCACUCGCAGGAGCUGCGAGAACUGACGAACCGCUACGACAGGGUCCUGCCAGUACGCAAGGCAUGGCUGGAGGCCUGCUUUUCCCAACAGAGAAAAGUGGGCAGCGCACACUUUAAACAUGAGCUUGUUUGGUUCCCAAGCAACCCCAACACACCCCAAGAGGACGAUGAGACCAUGAGCGCCGAGCAGCGAGAAGCGAUGGCCGCUCCCAAACUGAACUCGCUCCCCUUUUACGACCGGGCCGCCUCUGGCGCUUCUUCUAGUCCGGAGCCGUACCGGGACCCCGAACCGGAGUGUUCCUUCCUCACCUGCCCUCCCACGCCGUUCCCCAGCAUGGCGGACGGUAGCUGGGCACGACCGAGCCUCUCCGGCGACUGGUCCGGAUACCCCAGCAGCGCCGCUUCAUCUGGUCAUGAAGAACCUUGCAGCUGCUGCGUUGGCUCCCAAUCGGAACAUGACUUGAGCUUGGAGCAACCGUGCUCGCUCCGGUCCGAGCCGGCUUGCCGCCACCUUUACGUGUGCUCACCCCCGGGGGCAACCUGCUAUACGCGCUGUCCCUCUGACACCAAACCGCCGUGGCUUCAGAACCAAGCCCCGCAAUGCUGGCGAGUGUUCGUCACAUAUGAAGCGGAUGAUGACGCUCACGUGAAUGAAAUCAUCAAGUUUGUGGCGCUGCUGCGACACAACGGCUUCGACACGCAUAUCGACAUCUUCGAGCAGCAGUUCCGCAGCAUCAGCAAGAUCGACUUCAUGGAGCGCUACCUCAGUGAGAAGGAAUACCUGAUCAUCAUCAUCAUCAGCCCCAAAUACCACGAGACGGUCACCGCCUCGCACGUCAGUCCCGAAAACGACGAGAGAACCUGCAAUACCGUCUACAUCCACAAACAGCUCCAGAACGAGUUCAUACAGAAUGGAAGCAAGAAUUUCCGAUUUAUUCCCAUUCUGUUCCCCGGUGCUAAAAAGUGUCAUGUUCCCAACUGGCUACUUAACACGCACGUGUACUGUUGGCCGCGCGACCGCGACGACAUCCUGCGACGGCUGAUGAGGGUGGAGAAGUACAACCCGCCGCCCAUCGGAGAACUGCCCACGAUCGUGUCCAUCCCCAUAUAG
This is a messenger RNA of Nerophis lumbriciformis (worm pipefish), 4005 nucleotides long. NCBI's taxonomy places the organism in Eukaryota, Metazoa, Chordata, Actinopteri, Syngnathiformes, Syngnathidae. The record is from RefSeq and is a predicted model, not a curated record.